CUGAUUGGUCGGAUUACCGAAUCACAUGACCGUGCCUGACACACAGCCCCCCCCCCAAUACUAAGGAUUAUGUCCGUGUUUACGGAUUGUGUCACGGGAAGUCGUUCAGUCUCACUCCAGCGGCACAGCGGGGGCGCGCACUGAAACCCACCGGGGGCGCGCACUGAAACCCACCGGCCAACAUGGCUGAGGCAGUGAGACCCCGGAAGGCGAAGAGCAAGGGGAGACAUGACAAGGAAAAGAAGAAGCUGCAAGCCAUUAGGGAUUUGGAUAGCCCCCCAGUCCCAGAGAGGGAAAAAGCUGCAGCCAGUAGAGUUACAGAUACCAAUCCACCUGCACAGCCUCAAAUAACAGAAGAGGAGAGUAUCGAUAAUUUUACAGAAAUCCAACUGAAUGAAGAAGCUGGAUUGUCGGAUGUAAGUAGAGACAACAGUUUGCCUUUAGAUCCAUGUUUGGAAGAAACGCUAAAGGAAUUAAGUGUGUGCCAUAGAGAGGGCCAAGAUGAGCCUGAAGAAGAAAGAAAUCAGCAGGAGAAAGAUGCUACUACUUGUAGAGUUGACAAUGGUGAGAUAUCUGCUGAAGAAUGUCUUGAGCUACCUAAGCAUAUCAGUAGGUGCAGUCAAGGGACCCCAGGUCUUUCCAAAGAAAAUAUUCUAGAUGUACAAGAUAUCCGGCCAGCGGUCCUUACACCAAAGGAGUUUGGCUCAGAGAAUCCUCAGCAUUUUCUGGAAACCCAUGAGGUCCUCAAGCUGCCACGGGUUAGGUACCCAGAAUUACCCGUGGAAUGUUUUGAUCAACAAAGAGAUGUUGCCACUAUCAAGCCUCUGACACCAAACGAGCGGCUAUACCCCGAGAUCCCCCAGCAGCCUCGCCCUCUUGCUUUUACCAAGGACCAGCUGAAAAUAUUUGAACCCUGCUCAUGGCUGGAGAACGUGGCUUCUUACACAGAGGAGUUUGAGAGCAUCGCUCACCAGGACAGACACGACUUUCACGAGCUGCUUAUGAACUACGGACGGUGCAGGAAGCAGCUAGUCCUGGCCGAAGCCAAACUCCACAUCAUGGUAUCCGACUGGAAGAACCUGAAGUCCAAAGUGUGGGACUUUAAAGAAGAGCAUAUGACUGUCCAGGGCCUUUGUGCAGACCAAGCGAAAGUGGUUGGAUACCAUCACUACCAGAAAGCAGAAGUGGAUUGCUCCGCCUUGGCCGACCUCAAGAGGCUUUUCGAAUUGAAAUCUGAUCACCUGCACCAGACGUUUGCCCUGCAUUCCUAUACCUCAGUACUGUCCCGACUGCAGGUUGAUUCAUAUAUAUAUGAUCUGGCCAACAACUCUCCCUUUCUGCGCUCUGUGGCCGUCUACCCUGGCGAUCCCGGCUCCCACAAGCUGGAAGGUUCCCAUUCUGACGUUGUGCUGCUGAAGGAAUGUAUCAGUGUCCUGUUCAGCUUCACCAGGAGAGUCCUGGAAGAUGCUCAGUUCCACAGUGAUAUCCUAAUGUGGCUCCAGAAGCUGGUGUCCAUCUUGCUGAAGGUUGCCUCAUUGGGAGAUCAUCUCUUUCUGUUGAACCACAUCCUUCGCUGCCCAGCGGGUGCCAGUAAAUGGGCCGCCACCUUUGUUCAGGUCCGAGUCCAGAACAAUCCCGCAGGUUUCUUUCACUUUAUGCAACUCUUGGCUGUACUUAUGUGCCCAGUCCGAAACCGUGCCGAAUUCUUAUGCCACGUAAAUCCCUGUGAAAAAAAGGCUUCCUCCUCUGGCAAAGAUUCUGGGAACUGGACUUUGGUCGACGAAGCUGGAGAAGAGGAUGAGGAUCUGGAGACAAGUUGGACUCUACUUACUGAGGACGAUCUCAUUGCCUUUCUGGCCCAGUUCCCUUUCCAUGAUCUGUUUAAGAAUGUGCUGGGCUUUAACUCCAGAGGUGAAUAUUCUCCUGAGAAAUCUACGCCUCAAGAAAUGAUGAAGAUUUUUGCUUUUGCCAAUUCCUUAGUUGACCUUCUGGCUCUCGGAUUGGAGACGUUCAACAGAGUUCGUUAUCGGCAGUUCGUUAAACGGAUAGGCCGUAUUAUCCGGAUGACUUUGUGCUACGUGAGUGACCACUGGGCUCUGUAUCUGAGCAGCAACAUGGAGGUGGACCAGAGCAGUGAGCUUUACUCCGUGGAAAAGCUGCAAGCGGAGUACGAUGAGCUGUUCCUGCGCUCUGUUCUUCAUGUCCUGAAGGCUAAAAGGUUGGGGAUUUGGCUGUUCAUGUCGGAGAUGCCGUACGGGACCCUGUCUAACAGUAUGCUCUGGAAGCUCUUCUAUCUCAUGCACUACGCUGAAAACCAGAGCGUGGAGAUCCUGUAUCCCAGUAUAGACACGGCAGACUGCAGGUCCAGGCUAAACGUUUCUGAAAACAGAGACAAAUUUGAGGAAUAUCUCUCCGUCAUGAACAGCUCCGAAGGGAUCUGCCUCCUCACCACGUUUGCCCAGAUGGCCCAGACCAAACAGAAAGAUGUUGACCAGGAUCUUGUUAAGAGCAUAGCCCUGGAGAUCUAUGAGGUCUCCUAUGUCAGCAUGUCUACGAGAGAAACCUUCUCCAAAGUGGGGCGGGAGCUGCUAGCCAGUAUCACUAUGGUGCACACCAGCAUCAUCUCCGUGCUUCUGGAACGUGUCCGGGACACUAUCGAUAAAGUAGGGAUGGUUUCCUUGUACUUGUUUAAAGAAUUACCCCUGCAACGUUGGAGUCCAACCUCCUCAGAAAUAAGUCUGAUCCGUGAUUGGCUACUCGACCAUAACCUGUCCGAAGUGGAGAACAAACUGGCCUGUAUCAUACUGGAGGGCCUCAACUGGGGCUACAAUGAGAAAAAUGCACUUCAUCUGAAUCCAGCCAUACAUGUGGAAGUGGCCCUCAUGAUUCUGGAAGCUUACCAAAAGUACAUCUCUGACAAGCCUUAUACAGGUCUCAUUUCUGAAAGUAUAAAACAGGUGUCUUAUUUAGCCAGUAUUGUACGGACAGGACAGUCCCCAGAAGCUUCUUUCAGCCAGUGGGCUUGGGAUUUGAUCCUGAGGCUAAAAAUGCAUCGAAAUGACCGCAAAGAAGAAGUCUGUGACAAAGUGUCUGACCUGACGGAGGCUUCCAUACUUCAUCCUGUACUGAAAGCUGUGAAAGCCGGAGUCCCUAUUGGCUGCUACAUUGGCAUUGCAGUGUCUUCAAUAGGACACAGUGUGGACAAGUUCUGUGUGGAAGGUGUAAGCUUACUGGGCGAGCUGGUCCAAGCGAGGCAUCUCCGAGCCGUGGUGCACAUUCUGGAUAAAGUCCUUCCCAUGUUUUAUCCAUGCCAGUAUUACCUGCUGAAGAACGAACAAUUUCUGUCCCACAUUCACCUGUUUCUUCAGUUGGACAAUGGAGUCCCUCAGGGAAUUUCACUGCAAAUGACACAUAAAGUCACACAGCACUUAAGUGGAAUAAACUACGGUGAAAAUGUGAAGUUUCUUACUAACAUGAUCCAGGCGCAUAUCGCUGCAAGCAGUAGUCCCAAUGAAGUGGGCCCAGCAGCGGUGCUGGAGUUUUGGACUCAAGUCCUGAUAAGUCAGCAGCUGUGGCACAGAGAUAAGGGGACCCUCCUGCUGAUGGACCAGAUGUGUAAGGCGGCAUUCAGAUACAUGCAGGAGGAUUCUGUGCAGAAACUGCUCUACCAGCAACACAAGGAUGCUCUUGGCUUUCACUGUGACCGGGGGCUGAUCUCUUCCUUCGUGGGAUGGAUCACGGCUGGAAAUGUGACCCCUUCAUUCAUUGACUCCAGUUAUAACCCCUCUCAGAUUUGGUUCUCGUGGGCCGUGCUUAGCACUGAGGCUCUGUUUGAGGAGGAUUCCCAGCUGCGACGAGUGGUGGAGUGGGAACUUGUGAGCAACCCUUCCAUUUCUCCGGAUCAGGCUUUGAAGAAAGCUCAGCAGCAGCUGAAACUGCCCAUUGUGCCUUCAGUACAGAGAUUAAUGAUCUAUCGUUGGGCUCAUCAGGCUCUGGCUACUCCGGCAGAUCACCCCCUUUUACCUUUCUUUUGGCAAAGGUUUUUCCUCCUUUACCUCAACCGGCCAGGACCUCAGUAUGGGCUGCCAGUCAGUGGAUGCAUUGGGAAGAGGUUCUUCAGCAGCUCAUCUCACACCCAUAUGCUGAAGCAGAUGAAACGGCGCCUGAUGGAAGUGGCAGAUUUUCACCAUUCAGCCAGCAAAGCCCUGAGAGCGCUGGUCCCGAUAGACGGAUCCCCUGUAUUUCCUGACUCGUUGGGAAGCGCUCAGGAAUGCAUGACUACUCCGGAAGUGCACAAGGAGUUGGUGAGGUUAUUCAAUGUAUUUGUUGUUUGGCUGGAGGAUGACAAUUUCCAGAAAGGAGACGUGUACAUCCCUUCGCUGCCAAAGCAGUACGACGCCCAUCGAUUGGCCAAGAUCAUGCGAAAUGAGCAGGAGCUCUGGAUGGAGUUUAUUAAUAUGGAAAGGAUCAUGUAUGAAAUCCAAGAAUGCAUAAAUGCUUGGAACCAAGUCAAGGUAGAGAUGGACACCUGCUUGCUAAACCCUGCAGUCACUAUGGAGCCAGCCAGCUCUCAAUCAGCCAAGGAGAGAAUCCUGUGUAACCUGAGAAAGCACAGCGCCCCUUGUCCUGCCACCACCCUGCACCUCAUGAAGUCUCCCGUGCCUGUCAUUCCACCAUCUUGUUACAUUAAUACGCAGGAAGCCAUGAAACUGGUUCACAAAGACCUUACCAUCCUACAGCAGUAUGCCAAGACUUCAUCCAUGCGGGAAUCCCAGCAAGUUGCACUGGACAACGAAAUGCUCGAUACCAUUCCUAAACUCUACGUCAACCGGGAGGAACAGAUUGAGAUGAAGAUCGAGUGCCGGGGAAAUAUGAAUAAAUCCUGCACUGGGCCGGCUGUGGUCACAGUCAAGUUUGAAGGCAUGCAGAUGGAGGAAGCCGUCAGCCAGCAGCUCCACAUCAUGCGCCGAGAGAUGAAGCAGUUGCAGGCCGAAGCCACCAAACCCACUCAGCUCAGCAUUAUAGAAGCUGCUGUCCAUCUGGAAAACUUCAUCACGGCUCUAGUGAAUGCUUAUAAAGUGCAGUCCCCCCUGGAGAUACCCAAGAUUGGAAUCGGCACCUUUUUUGCAGUGGUGGAAUAUGUGUGUGACGAGACGCAGCGGCAUCCUCCUUCCAGGCAGUUUUUUACCUCUUGCAUCGAGAUUUUGGGCCAGGUGUUUAUAAGCGGAACUCAGUCGGAAUGUCGGCCGGUGCUUCAGACUAUUCUGCAGAACAGGAGGCUGUGCAGUCUGCUCUCCCCCUACUUCACCCCCGCUGCCUCCCCCGGAGACUUUGUGCAGUUGUACGAGAAAGUCGUGGAGGCCAUUAAUGAUGACAACAGUGACGUCAUUUUCAUGCUGCUAACUAAGUUUGACCUGAACCAUUGGUUGAACUCGGCCAAGCCUUGUAUGUCGGAGCGCAGCAAACUGCUGGAGUGUGUGCACCUCGCUCUCACCCUGUGUGGCCUUGUACCUGAAGAGGAGCUCCAGAUGCCUUUUAGCAUUUUCUGCAAACACUGGAACUCCGUCCUCCGCUACCAGUUCCCAGACCAUUACAGCGACUGCCUUAGGCUCCUCAUGCAAAGUUCUUCUGAGCAGCUGUUGAGCCCUGAGUGCUGGAGGACGUCUCUGAAGGCCGUCGGAUGUUAUACCCCAAGGAAAAUUCAGAGCACGGCACCAGCCGAGUCCACAGACCCCCUGGCAUUUCCGAGCUGUUCCAACAAAAUGAUGCUGUCGGCUGAACAGGUACUGGAGACCAUCAAAUGGCUUUCGGAUUUUUUCGACAAGCUCCGAUUCUCUAAACCCGACUUCCAGAGCUUCGGCCUGCUUUCCAAGUGGAGCCCGUACAUGAGCGAAGUCAAAACGUUCUUCGAGUACCUGGUAAAGAGCCUCAUAGACUACGAGCUUGCCAGCCUCACCCCGGAGCCAAUGGGAAGUCACAGAAUCCAAGCAGGGCUAAAGUCUGUGCAUUCAGCCAUCACUGAGCUCUUCAAGCCAUGGAUUAUGGUUCUGGAUAAAGAAGACAACAGCAGUCAGCGCUGUUACCCGUGGUUGGAAAGUGAUACGUCUGUAGCUUUGGGGGUAGUUGAGUUAUUCACAGACUGUAUCCUGACUCUGCACCAGAAAUCUCAGGAUCGCUUGCUGCCUGGCCAGAGGGGGGCCUUAUGGCUGCACCUGAUGCAUUACUGUGAGACCUGCACUGCCCCCAAACUGCCCGAAUAUAUCCUCUAUUCCUACCAUACAGACUACAGCAAGUUGCCCUGGAAGGAGAUGUAUCCUGAUCAGACCAUCAUGGAGGAAUUCUUCAAAGUGGAGAGGGGGAGCCCCAAAAGCUGCUUUUUAUUUUUGGGAGCAGUUCUGUGCGACGUGAAUUGGGUAAGCGUCCUGUCUGACGCCUGGGGCCCCAUUCCUCGCCCCGAGACCCAGCGCAUGUUAGUGUGUUUGCUGUUCAUGCUGGUGUUUGUUGCUAAGGAGGAGAAACUCGUCAACGAAGCGGGGUCCCCACUGCUCAGUCUCCUGGGUCAGGCCAGCACCCUGUCAUGGCACCUUGUAGACGCAGUGUCCUACCAAAAUGUAAUGGGGUACUUCAGCAGCCACUACCCCCCCUCUGUGAUCCUGAGCAAACACCUGGCCGAUGAGCUGAUCCUCAAGGUGCUGAAGGUCUCUGCCGGCCUCACGACUUUCCCCGAGUGCAACAUCUACUCUGAUGUGACUCCCAAGUGCCGUAUCUACAUUCAGCAGGUGGUGCAGUUUCUGGGCUCCUUAGAGCAGGACGCCAAAAUAACCCUUUCCUCCCUGGAACAAGAAAUGUCCAAACUGCUGGAUGAUAUUGUUGUCUUUAACCCCCCAGACCUGGAGGUGCAGAAGCGUCACAUGACACUCAGCAGUCUGUUCAUGGAGCUCCUGAUGGUUAUGAACAAUGCCAGCGUGACCACGGCCGAGUCACUGAGAGGGGCCCUGCUGAACUGGAUAGACAAUAAAGUACAAGGUUUGCUUGUGAUGCCCCUCCUAACAGCCGCGUGCCAGAGCCUGGCAUCCAUCAAACACAUGGCAGAGGCUACGGAGGCCUGUAUCAUUGCCUACUUUAAAGAUGAAACCCUCCAUGCGCAGAACCCUGGCUGGGGCCCCAUCUUGGCUUCUCUCCAGGUGCCCGAACUCACCACGGAGGAUUUCCUGCAGGAAUGCCUGACCCUGGGCAGCUAUUUAACCCUCCACGUGUACGUCCUGCAGUGUUUAAACCGGGAGCAGACGCUGGCCAAUGAGCUGCGAGUACUCGUGAUGAUUUCUAAGUGGCUGGAGCAGGUGCAGCCAAGCUCAGUGACUGAGGAGCCCAAGCUGUUCCUGUGGUGCCACAAGGUCCUGCAGCUAGCCCUCAUCCAGGUGGAACAGAACGACAGCAUCGUAACCGAGACCGUCCUCCGCAUUCUGCUGUCUGUCCAAGGCAAACUCACCCUCCUGGGAGAAGAGCGGGUGUCCUCGGGCAUCCUGGGUGCUAUUGGCUUUGGAAGGAAGUCCCCGUUAUCAUCAAGAUUUCGGAUCAUUGCUCGCAGUCUGUCGGCCUUCGUUUUAGCCCAGAUCCCUUCAGAAUACCAAGUGCGCCUUAAGGCAGGAUCUGGGCUGCACCUGUCCCCCCGAGCUCAGCAGGCUCUGACCGCUGUGGAAUCCAUGAGCUCCAGCAAACAAUAUGCCGAGUUUCAGGAACAAACCUCCCAGGCCUCCCAGUUUAUCCGAUACCCCGGACACUGCCUUCAAGAUGGAAACACGCUGCUAGCUCUUCUCAUCAACUCCCUGUACCCUGAAGUGCAUUAUCUCAAUAUCAUACGAUAGGGACCUCCUCUUAUCGCUCACUGUGCGCAUAUCAUGUUUUAAUGGGGAAAACUCAUUUGUGGGCGGAGUUAGGUGAUGCACAGGGAGCCGGCCAAUGAGGAGGGAAGGCAGUAGAGAGGAGCCUGCAGCAAACGGAGAGCAGCAGGAACAUUACAGUAAGGUUUUCUCUGAAGGGUUAAUAACUGUGAGUUGGAUUCUGAGUCGGGAUUCCCAGGUACCUCUGUGCGGUACUUUCCCUUUAAUCCUCCCAGUGGUUUCCCUCUUUGUUUAGCUUGUAUCUUUGCUUUGUCUUGUCUCUCAGUCCCUUAUAUAAAAUAACUUGGGGUCCCGGCCAUUCAAAAUUUCCACAGCAGCAGUUUCCCAUAGGCAUCUGUUGUGUCACUGGCACUGCACAUGCUCAGUGGGCUCUGGGCUGCUGUUGAGCCGCUAAGUUUAUGGGGUUUAUGGGAAAUCAUCCAGCAGAAACGGAGGUGCAACUGUCAUAUAGGCUGGUGCUACAGGGCUGAUUAUUAAAGGGGUGGUUCACCUUUAAGUUAAAUUAUAGAAUGGAUGAUUCUGAUCAACUUUUCAAUUGGCCUUCAUUAUUUAUUUGUUAUAGUUUGCCUUCUUCUUCU
Xenopus laevis (African clawed frog) is the source of this 8479-nucleotide messenger RNA. RefSeq names its product ectopic P-granules autophagy protein 5 homolog L homeolog (gene epg5.L). The record is from RefSeq and is a predicted model, not a curated record. The transcript has 44 exons. The coding region runs from base 183 to 7865 and encodes 2560 amino acids. Lineage: Eukaryota; Metazoa; Chordata; Amphibia; Anura; Pipidae.